Messenger RNA from Ceraceosorus guamensis, 1167 nucleotides. RefSeq lists its product as hypothetical. NCBI's taxonomy places the organism in Eukaryota, Fungi, Basidiomycota, Exobasidiomycetes, Ceraceosorales, Ceraceosoraceae. Bases 430 to 1167 code for a protein of 245 amino acids. The record is from RefSeq and is a predicted model, not a curated record. The transcript is spliced from 2 exons.
GGCUCUUCAACACGCACACACAUCCUUACUCUUUCUUCUGAUGCUAUGCGACGUGAGGUGAAGUCGGCAAGGGGCCACAUCCCUCGCCCCAUACGAGCUUCUCACUCGUGACUCAUGUCGGAGAAGCACUCAACAUUUCGGGUCAUCGAAGGACCGGGCUCAUGACAACAUGCGAUCCCGAUUCAGCAAGCCGUCGUCUGAGUCAGCAGCAUUACAAUUCAGGGUCCAAUUCUGAGCAGCUUGCGAUUUACCAAUCCUUCAUCCUUGUGCACAUAGACUGACUUGUCAAGCUGUUGGCUUCCGUAUGGGCUCAUAUCCAACUCGACGUUGCCACGCCGCUGCUCUGAUCGAGCCCAGCGGAAAUCUUUUUCGGUCUUUGCUGGCUCCUGCAGCUCUCCUUUCCUAUCCGGCGAACCGCGUUACAGCAAAAUGUCGGGGAUCGGGCUCAGCGCUCCACCGCCGUGGCUCGACGAGUUGUUGUCCGUCAUACCGUCGAUGCCGCUACCCGAACAUGAGCACUCGAAAGGACGACGUCCGCACCUCACUUCAAAAAUUGCCGACUUGCAUUGUCAUCCUGCCUUGGAAGCGGCUUUGCAUCUGGCCAAUGGUGACUUGUACUCUGCUCACUUUUUGGUCAGAAAGAGUCAAGGCGGGGCUAAAGAGCUAGAUUGGGGUCACGCCAUCCUACACAGGCUAGAGGGCGAUUACGGGAAUGCAAAAUGUUGGUACACAGACCUUUCUCAGCUCCAAAAUUCCCACAUUUACACUCAAUUUUGGGAAGGGCAGAGCGUGACACCCGGUCAAUUUGUGGACCUGUCCGCUUUCUGGCACGCCUCGUCACAGAACCGCUGGCAAGGCAGCGCAGCUCAACUCAUCUACGAGAGCUCGAGCAAGCACUCGAAGAUCAAAGACGCAUUCUCUUUGCCACAGCUGAAGGACUUCGAGAGCGGCAGUCGUAGCCCCCCUCUGUGCAAAAGGGACGUAGAGGAGCUUUCUAGAUCGGAGAUCCGCGCCAUGGUCGAAGGUCUUGCCGCACACCACGGCUGGGUCGCGUUGGGCUACGAAGAGAGCUGGAAGGCGAUUGAAGAGCAAAAAGGAGGCCAGAAAGGCUCCAUCGAACACAAUGCGGAAAGUAUGAUACUAGGCCAAUCUCGGCGCGAAUUCUAG